AUGCCUGUCAAAAGAAGAGAGGAAGUUGCUGCAAGUCUAGUAGUUUACCUUAAACAGUCGGUGCACCAGAUCAGUCAGCCAGCCUGCAAACAGAGCAUUGAAAAUGACACUGACUGGCUGAUUUUGAACUUUGGUCAGUUCUUCACGUAUGUGCCUUACUCUGACUUGGCAGAAUUCAACAUCUCUAGGGAGGCCGUGUUUGGCUCUCUAUCUGGUGAACAGAAGGUGGAGCGAAUCUUGACAACAGGUCUGGUGGAUGAUGAGUCUGCUAGAAACGUGUCAAGCAUCAGCACUGCUGUGAGCAACAUCAUUCUGAACAUGACAUUGAUGGAGCUGGCGAACAGAUUUGAAACCUUCGAUCCGCAGACGUUUUCGUUAUGGUUCCAGACGUACCUGCACGUUUUCCUCCCUGGGAUCGGUCCAGAUAGCCUCUCUGUCAUCCCCAGAACCAUCAGCUGUGAUUCUUACAGAGAAAUCGUGAAAGGCUGUGAUAACGUUUUCAGCAGUCUCACACCGAUUCAGACGGAGUACGUCUACAGUUUCACACGAGACUAUCUCUCCCAUCAGCCCAGCCAAGGAGAUUCCUGUGUGCUCAGUACUAACAGUGACGCCGACUGGCUGCUGAAAAACUUCGGACAGUUCCGCAUCAUCGCCAUGUUCUGUUUAAUACAGAUGAUGCCAAUCGUGAAAGGCUGUGAUAACGUUUUCAGCAGUCUCACACCGAUUCAGACGGAGUACGUCUACAGUUUCACACGAGACUAUCUCUCCCAUCAGCCCAGCCAAGGAGAUUCCUGUGUGCUCAGUACUAACAGUGACGCCGACUGGCUGCUGAAAAACUUCGGACAGUUCCGCAUCAUCGCCAACUUUACUGACUUUAUCAACUUGAAACGAAACUUUAAUGGAGUUGAGGUGGUGGAGUUUCUGACUGUGUCCCAGCUGGCUGAGCUUUGCUCCGACCCGUCACGUCUCAGCGGACCAGCGGAUGUUCAGACUGUGAUGAAUGAGCUUCAAACGCAGACGCUUUCAGAGUUUUUUGAUGUUCUUUCUCCAAACAUCCAAGUGAAUGAACAGGGCUACUCUGUGGAGGUGAAGCAGGCCUUCCUGCAGACAGUGUUUGUGCGAGGCGAUCUGUCGUCUCCUUCAGUCAGUGAUUCCGAGCUGUCAGUCUGGCUCACGGUUCGACUCAGGCCGCUGCUGUCUGCUUUGAGCUCAGCAGACGUUUCGGUGUAUUUCGACAUCGUCAGAGUUCGAGGCUGCAGUGUCAAACAGGAGGCUGUCAGUGUGCUGGACUCUCAAAGAACGGCUCUGGAUGAAAGCACACAACGUCAGAUCUAUAACAACAUCCAACAGCUACUCACAGAUGCUCCUCUUCGCUGUUAUGUCAGUGGCAGUUUCUACCUCUUCCUCAAGUCUUUCUUCCUCCAGUUUGGAUUUCCAGACCUCAACACCUUCCAGUCUCUGAUCCCUGUGGACAGGAGGCCUGAGCUGCUGGGCUCCAUCUCUACAGCCGAGCUGAGCGAGUUCCUGAACGCACCUCAGACGCUCGGAGACGGGUCGGGACUCUGCCAUCUGCUCAGCCAGUACAACCAGACCGCACGCUAUCUGGAGACGGAGCCGCUGGGAUCCGUGGGUUUGGCCCGGCAGGUGUUGUCCUGCGUCUGGCCUGGAGUUCUGAAGCUGGAGAUCCAGUCUGAGGUGGAUCAGUGGUUUGACCAUCGACUCGUGCGAUACCUGGCUCUGCUCGGCUCGCAGCUCCUCAGCCCCGCACAGCUCAGCAGCGCCACCUGUCUGCCCUACAGGAAACUUGUUUCAGUUCUCGGAAACAACUACAACUUCUCCAAAACUGACUUCACCCCAGAGGAUGUUUACAGCUCCAUGAAGGUGUAUCUCACAAAUGGUGGCUCACCGCGCUGCUAUAACGCCGGCGAUCCUCAGCUGAACUCCACAAACUGGCUUGUGAGCUACAUUGGCGUCUUCAUCAGAUACGUCAAUCUGUCUGACCUCAACUCUUUCGUGUCGUCUGACCAGAUUGGUGUGUUCUUGGAAAACCCGGAGAACCUUCAGCUGCUCAACAGCACUAUAACCAUCCAGUCCAGCGUAGCCAACUACUACGUAACACAGCUGUACAAUCAGAACCCGUCCUUCAACCCCAUCAGGCUGCCAGGCCAGUUCCUGUGUGGAAUUCCUUCAUUUGCAUUCGAGCUUCUAGGAGCAGACGACAGUUUGGUGCUCAUCCAGCAAAUCAACGUGUUCUGUAAUGGAACCGAGAGCCCUGAGAUCACGUCUGCUCUCGCGGCCAAUCUCCCUUCGCUCUCCUCCUCCACCAUCCAGCUGCUCGGCAGUCAGAGCGUGGGCCUGACGGAGGCUCAGAUAAGCUCCGCCUCUGCUGAUGUCAUCAAGGGCGCACUGUCGACUCUCAGCGCCGUCGAAGGCUGGAAUCAGGGCCAAGCCAACGCAGUCAUACAGACUCUCAUUCAGUCCGACUUUCCAAUCAACACCGGUUCUUCUCUGCUGUCUCUCGGGACGCUCGUCAAGGGCGUUCCAGCGGAAACCAUCUCCAGCAUUGAAUCCUCAGAGCUCCUGGCCAUAUCCAGCAAUCCCACGUUCAUCAGCAACAUCCUCUCAGCGCCAGAAAUCCUGCAGCUGGUUUACGUCAUGAAGAUCGCAUCCAUAGAUGAAACUAAAGUCAUCGAGAACGUUCCGGACGCAUUGGCUGGCUCCAUCCCGCGCCUCUUGUUGAUCUCUCAGGAGUCAGUUAACGUCACCCUCAUCAACCUCAAGCUCUGGAAACAGGAGCAGAUCAACACCGGCUCUUCUCUGCUGUCUCUCGGGACGCUCGUCAAGGGCGUUCCAAAAACCAUCUCCAGCAUUGAAUCCUCAGAGCUCCUGGCCAUAUCCAGCAAUCCCACGUUCAUCAGCAACAUCCUCUCAGCGCCAGAAAUCCUGCAGCUGGUUUACGUCAUGAAGAUCGCAUCCAUAGAUGAAACUAAAGUCAUCGAGAACGUUCCGGACGCAUUGGCUGGCUCCAUCCCGCGCCUCUUGUUGAUCUCUCAGGAGUCAGUUAACGUCACCCUCAUCAACCUCAAGCUCUGGAAACAGGAGCAGGCCGUGAUGCUGUUUGGCUCCAUGGCGAGUGUCAGUAUGGACACCGAAGAGCUGUCUGAGGCACUGCUGCAGGGCUUCACCUGCACGGCGGUCCAGACGCUCGCCGAGCCCAAGGUCAAGCAGCUGGUGAAAGCCUGCAGACAUCGGCCAGGACGCCAGAAGGUCCAGCUGAAAGAGAGCCAGAUACACACCUUACUUAUGUCUCUGGUGUGCAUGUACAACUACAUGAAAGAGGAGGCUUCGCCACGCUUCACAGAUUUACCUUCAGACAUGCUGCUUUACUACAACUAUGAGAAGGUGGAAGAGACGAACUGCCGCUCGUAUUUCAGCGCCGUGGGUACAGCAGAUUAUUCUGUUCUUUCCAGCGUCCUUGACAAACUGAAGACUUUGUUCAACAAUGCACAGAGCUGUCUGGGUAUUUCGGGUCAAAGGCUAAGCAAGGAUCACGUGGAGGUUCUGGGUAACCUGACCUGCACACUCGACCCCGUCUACAUUCAAAACUCUGAUCCAGCCAUCAUUGAGAGCCUGAAGAACUGCCACGAUCUGUCCGACGCUCAGAUCAGCGCUGUGCAAUCGCUGCUGCUCUCAGGAGAAACUGUCUAUGGGAGCUCUUCUGCUUGGGAUCAGCAGACGCUGGAGCGCCUCGACCUCAUGCCGCUGUACUUCACUGACGACUUCUGGAGCCGCUUCAGCGCCGUGCGGACGCUUAUUCUCUAUUGA
Sinocyclocheilus rhinocerous is the source of this 3825-nucleotide messenger RNA. RefSeq lists its product as uncharacterized. Gene Ontology annotation, cellular component: cell surface. NCBI's taxonomy places the organism in Eukaryota, Metazoa, Chordata, Actinopteri, Cypriniformes, Cyprinidae. The transcript has 29 exons. The record is from RefSeq and is a predicted model, not a curated record. The coding region runs from base 1 to 3825 and encodes 1274 amino acids. Gene Ontology annotation, biological process: cell-matrix adhesion.